AUGAUAGACUGUGCCCGCACCAAAGGCCCUUGUUCCGUGAAGCCUGUCCCAGAUCCUCCACCUUGCCCUCCCCCCCCGCCGCCUCCCUUUCCAUGGAUCUAUGUCUGGUCUUCUUUGACGUUCCUAGGAAUAAUGGGCCUGAUAUUCUUCAUAACAAGAGAAGACUGCUUACCGUACAAGCGGCCGCCGAUGUCUAAACAUAUGUGGUGGAACGCGGAUCCGCCCGAUAUGAAGAAAUUGAAUUAUGUCGAAGAUUUUAGAAGGCACUCGAUGUAUUUCGCUGACUGCGAACAUUUCAUGGAUCCUAUAAAGUUUUAUCGGAAGAAGAAAGGUCCAGCGGUUUCUCUCGCGACUGGCUGGUGCGUGCUCCGAAUAGAUGCUGAUGAUCACGUUGUUUGGGUUAAGACUAUGUGCGGCGAACAACCGAUAUACUAUGAGAGAUGUUUGUUGGCUCCAGGAGCGAAGGCAAAAACUUUGUCUAUCUUCAAGUCGGCUCCCAAGGAGGUUCGCGAUCGAGUAACAACACUUCACACGAUUCGUGACUUGGAGAUAGCUUACAGGAAGGUGAAGUCAUCCAAGCAUGUUACAAUCAUUGGAGGAGGACUGCUUGGAACUGAGCUGGCCUGGUAUCUCGGAAGAAUGAAUAAGGUAGUGGAAAGGCCUGAUGACGAAGAACCAAUUCAAUUCGUUCACGUCAUAAAGGAUAAGGGACUGCUAGCGGGCAUCCUGCCGGAGUACUUGGGAGAGUGGGCGGUGGAGAAGAUCAAGUGCGAAGGAGUCACUGUUAUGCCCAAAACUCAAGUGUACGAUGCCUUCCCAUCUGAAGACGGCAGAUUGCAGUUGACUUUAUCAAACGGAUCAUCAAUGGUUACGGACUAUGUUUUAGUUGCUAUCGGCUCAGAGCCUCGUGAAGAUUUGGCUGUUCCCUCGUUUCUUGAACUGGACCCUGUUAAUGGAGGUUUUCUUGUCAACACUGAACUCGAGGCUCGAACACAUUUAUAUAUAGCUGGUGACGCGGCAAGUUUCUACUCCCAAUGGAAGGACACUCGUCUCAGGUUGACAAAUUUCGGUAGCGCUGAGGAGCAAGGUCUGAUAGCGGGCGCCAACAUGACCGGCUAUUGGACCCCUUGUAAUAUGGAGCCGCACUUUGAACUCAAGCUGGGAGAAUCGCUACAAGUUGAGGCUGUGGGUGAAGUUGGUGCCUGUAUGCCAACUAUCGGCAUCUUCAAGCCAUGUAAUGAAGACGUCCAGCCACAGAUCAAGUCUGGAUCACAAGGAGAUGGCGAUCGACCUUGUUAUAAGAAAUCGGAAGAAUACAAGAAUAGGUACAAAAGAGGUAUGCUGUUUUACUUGCGAGAUGAGACGGUGGUAGGAAUGAUAUUUUGGAACAUGCCACCUGUAGAUGAUCGAUACAUGGCGGCCACUGAGCUUCUUCGAGCGCGCCCCCACUAUAAAGAGAUCAAUGUGCUGGCUCACCUCAUGGGCUUCGAAGAACUGAAGUGUGAUUACCUCAGCGAGGAACUAUUGAAAGAGGCUGGACCAUGCAUACAGAAGUAA
This is a messenger RNA of Danaus chrysippus (African queen), 1557 nucleotides long. The record is from the annotation of a GenBank genome assembly. Lineage: Eukaryota; Metazoa; Arthropoda; Insecta; Lepidoptera; Nymphalidae.